AUGGGUUACUCUAGCAAGCAUGUCAUUACAAAAUUAAAAUCUAUUUAUGCCAGACACGGCAUUCCUAAACCUUUUGUUUCAGACAAUGGCCCUCCUUAUAAUUCAAAAGAAUUUAAUCAGUUUUGUAAUGAUUGGUCUAUUGAACACAUAACAUCGAGCUCUCAUUUUCCGCGAUCUAACGGCAUGGCAGAGCAUUAUUACACAGCGUUAUUGCAUUACAGAACAACUCCUAAAGGUAAUUUACCUAGUCGUAGUCAAUUAUUGAUGUCACGUCAGUUAAGAACAAAAUUACCAACUAUAGAUACAAAUUUAGAACCAAAAAUUGUGAAUAAUGAAAAGUACAAGAUUCAAGUCGAACAAAAUAUAAAAAAAAUGUCUGAAAAUUUUAACAAAAAAGCCGUCAAAUUACAACCAAUUUUUCCAGGUGAAGAAGUCAUGUUCAAGCGUACACCACUUUAG
Teleopsis dalmanni is the source of this 459-nucleotide messenger RNA. RefSeq lists its product as uncharacterized. The record is from RefSeq and is a predicted model, not a curated record. The transcript is spliced from 2 exons. The coding region runs from base 1 to 459 and encodes 152 amino acids. Gene Ontology annotation, biological process: DNA integration. Gene Ontology annotation, molecular function: nucleic acid binding. NCBI's taxonomy places the organism in Eukaryota, Metazoa, Arthropoda, Insecta, Diptera, Diopsidae.